This is a messenger RNA of Lithohypha guttulata, 1407 nucleotides long. RefSeq lists its product as uncharacterized. The record is from RefSeq and is a predicted model, not a curated record. Gene Ontology annotation, molecular function: lyase activity. Lineage: Eukaryota; Fungi; Ascomycota; Eurotiomycetes; Chaetothyriales; Trichomeriaceae. The coding region runs from base 1 to 1407 and encodes 468 amino acids. The transcript has a single exon.
AUGGCGACCGAACAGCUCGCUGAAUGGAUACACAAUCUGAAUUACAGCGACCUACCAGACUCCGUGAUUGAAGCAGCAACCCGUUCAUUCCACAAUUCAUUGGGCUGUAUUAUUGGCGCAGCAGGCCAUGAAACAGUCCUGAAACUGAAUCGUAUGUACAGAUAUGAAGACCGACCAGCACAAUGCACUAUAUUUGGUCGAUCGCGAUUUGACGGAUUCCACCGGGAAACUACUAUCUCCAAUGCGAUAUCCAUCAACGGUGUUGCGUCUCACGUGAACGACUAUGACGAUACUCAUCUUCAAACAAUCAUUCAUCCCGCUGGCGCCAUCGUCGUCGCUCUUCUCGCGCAAACUGAGUCCUCGCCUGACUGGGCCUGUAAUGGUGAGGAAUUUAUCACUGCUGUCGUUGUCGGAAUCGAAACCUCUUUACGACUUGGUAAUGCCAUCUCGCCUAAUCACUACAGUGCAGGUUGGCAUAUAACAGGUACAGUAUCUCCCAUUGGUGUCGCAGCUGCAGUCUCAAAGCUUAUGCACUUAACCCUCGAGCAAAUUGUUUAUGCUCUGGGAAUUGCCAGUACACAACCUGUUGGACUACGAGUGCACUUCGGCACAGACACAAAAGCUCUUCAUGUCAGUCGUGCCGCACAAAGUGGUCUACAAGCCGUCGAGUUGGCACAAGGUGGGUUCACUGCAGCAGUCGACGCUCUCGAAGGACGGAGAGGCUGGGUUGAAGUCCUUGGGCAUGGCGCGAACAAUCUGAACGAACAGAUCAACCAGCUGAUGCGACUGACUGAGGAGGCGAGAAACGGCAAUCGGCAAAGUACCGAAAAAUGGGAGACCGAAAAGAACACCUUCAAGCCUUUCCCUUGUGGCAUCGUCAUCCACCCGAUCAUCGACGCUUGCAUACAGUUACACAACGAGCAAAAACUCAAGGAGAAACUUGCCACGAUCAGUUCUAUACAUCUACAAGUCCAUCCACUUGUCCUCGAUCUAACCGGAAAGAGAACACCACAAGACGACCUCGAAGCCAAAUUCAGCGUCUACCACGGUGCCGCCAUCGGCCUUCUAUUCGGAUCCGCAACGCCCGCUCAGUACAAAACCAAGGUCGUCCAAAGCCUACAAGUCAUUCAGAUACGUGACAGAGUAACAGCAGAAGCGAACGAGAAAAUUCGCAGCGACGAAGCAUUCGUGACAAUAAGAUUGACCACCGGUGAAGAGAUCACCAAGCACGUCGAGCACGCUGUUGGCAGUCAAGAUCGGCCGAUGACAGACGAAGAGCUCAGGGACAAAUUCAGGAAACAGGUCGAGCCAGUGCUUGAGGCUGAACAGGCGGCCUUGCUUGAACGGUUGGCGUGGGAAGUGAAUAAAUGCGGGGAUAUGUCUUUGAUUAUCGAUGCUGCGCAAUGA